Stereum hirsutum FP-91666 SS1 is the source of this 1226-nucleotide messenger RNA. RefSeq names its product G-protein gamma subunit. Gene Ontology annotation, biological process: G protein-coupled receptor signaling pathway. The transcript has 4 exons. NCBI's taxonomy places the organism in Eukaryota, Fungi, Basidiomycota, Agaricomycetes, Russulales, Stereaceae. The record is from RefSeq and is a predicted model, not a curated record. The coding region runs from base 298 to 543 and encodes 81 amino acids. Gene Ontology annotation, molecular function: G-protein beta-subunit binding. Gene Ontology annotation, cellular component: heterotrimeric G-protein complex.
CCCACCACCAGCGAGCACGGCUCUCUUCCUCUCUCUAUUCUCCAUCCUCUCCCCCAACACGGACGUUCUGUUGCUCUUGGUUUCUUGAAGGUUUCUUUGAGAAGGAGUUUUUACUGGCUUCUUUCUCAGAAACACGAUUUCCUUCUUCCACCCCCCGUCGUUCCUUGACUCGCCUUUCCUUCCUUCGUCUUCUUUGAGCCGAGCGUCACCCGUCACCGACACCGCCCGCCCUCACCGCAAGUCGACUCACCUUUCCAACGCCACACCACCAAUCACCUCGAUUGAAAGACGUCAAAGAUGAGCGCACGCCCGCAUAAGCAGUCCAUGUCUGAACUGAAGUUGAGGAGGUUGGCGGAGCACAACCAGAGGUUGAAGGAUGACCUUUCGAGGCCGAGGAUCAGGGUCAGUGAGGCCAGCGCGAGUUUGAUUCGGUAUUGCAAGACGACGAAGGACUUACUCGUUCCGUCUGUCUGGGGUCCAGUGGGCAAAGGCGAAGAUCCUUACGCUCCUCCCGCCCAGGGCUGCGCAUGCGUCGUGAUGUGAAAGCGCCCCCGAGAUUCACCGCCAACCCGCGGCCCGACCUAUCGACAUUCCCUCUCUCCAAGCUCGCACAAGUGACAUAUGAGACGUAUAAGAGGAAAAGAACAUAAAGCAUUCCGUAAUCUACUUCCUUCGACCCCGACAUCCAUAUCUCGGACCAAGACAACAAUAAAUAAAACCAACAAACACGCACCACAUUCAUUAUUCGCUUUCGCUCUUUGAAGUUUGCACUCGUCCGCUCCCGACCCCGCUUGUACCCCGUUAUCCCGCUUUCGACGCGUUCCCCCUUCUUCAUCUCCCCACUCUUCUCCACGCAUUCUCGUCUUUCCAGCCUUGACCCCUUCCCCCGGUUUCGAUGCGAGGUAUCUGCUUCUCUGAGCCCAUUUCCAUAUGUACAGAAACCUCCACCUCCAUGCGCUAUCUUUCGAGUAUACCUUCUCAUUCAGUUUCACUCAUCUCGUUUCCAUCCAUCCUGGACCCCUUACCUCCGUUGCACGGACAGCGACCCGCCCGAGUCUACAUACAGUGUCAGUUACAAUGUAUAGUGGUAGCUUGUCACUGACUCCGUCUCCUCGUACACAUCACACCUUCGCGUCCGUUCGUUUUCUAACGUUUUGGCUUUCUCUGUGGCGUACCCCCUUUUCGUAUUUCAGUAUGUUAUCGCACUCGUGGAAUCGGAAUUUCAU